CCAAAAAGGCACUUAAAAGGUGAUAAUAACCUCAGUAGACUAUUACAAAAUGUCAAUUGACCCAAAAACGAAAAAAAAUUCAACAAAACAAGCUAAAAACGGUGAAGAAAACGAAUUCUUGGCAAAUAUUGGACUGCUGGCCACAACAACAAUGACGGAGAUUCGCCAACGUCAGCUGAAAAAACCAAAAAAAGUGUCGGACUUUGGAGAUGAUGAGUUAUUUGUGAAGCGUCCCGAUUUUAGUAAGCUGAACAGGAUUGCAAAGGUAUCAUUAAAUCAAAGGAAGAUUGGAAUGGAAGAGUCCUCCAAAAAUAAUGCCGAAUCUUCGGAGGACUCUGAAGAAGAGGAAGAAAAGGAGGAGGCCGACUAUUUUAGAACAUCCUCUAUUCCCGGUCAGAGGUUGUACAACUUCCUGAGCCAACUGACCUCGCAUCGCUGGAUUUGGUGCGAGUUCGUGGAGUCCUUCGUGGACAAGCCCAUCCUGGCUGGAGCCUACGACAUGGAGCGCUUCAUCAGCGAGUGCUGUCCGUUGUUGGGAACCCGCUGUUUGCCCCGCAGAGGAUGGCAGUUACUGCGCCGAAAUAUGGGAAAGGCCCGUCGAUUUUCCCCCUCCUUCAUCGAACUAGAGCGUUCGGAACUGGAGCGCACCCGACGAAUUGUCCGUGAGUUGCAGCAGUAUCGUUUCGAUGCCCAGGAAGACGGUCCCUACUUGGACCAGAUCCCCAAGCGGAUCCCCUUGCCACUGGCCACGGAUGCCAAGGUCACCAGCUUCCUGCAGGGACACUCCCACAAGGGCAUCAUCGACGGCUGUGUCAUGGACUACGAUCCGCAGGACAGCACCUAUCUCGUUCGAUUCAUCAAGAAUGGCAAGUCGGCGGUUUUUAGUCUCCAGGACUCGCGACUCUAUUCCGAGCAGGAUUCCACGGCCCUGCCACUAUCGAUUAUGAUGCACGGCACCAAGUCGACUCCGACCAAACCGGAAAGUGCCUCGCAAGAGAAGUACGGCAAUAAGCGGUACAACAAGGACCUCUUGGAAGCCGUGCUGCUGAUCAGGAAGAUGAUGGAUGUCAAGGAGAGAGCCCUGUUGGACUUAGCCCAAAUGAACGAGGACUUCGAGUGUGGCAGGGAGUCGGCUCUUUCGGCCAGUCGUCGUGAUGCCAAGAUCAGUCCCAAACGGGAGAAUCUCCAGCGUCGCUAUGCGGCCAGCAUGAUAACCCUGCACCGGGUGAACGCCGAUGUCAUGACUCCGGUGCACAUCCUCCACGAUCACCUGGCCGAGUAUCAAAAGCAGGAGGAUGAGCAGGAGGCCAAGGGCGGUCGACCCGCAAGCGAGGUCUACCAAAAGUGUCGCCAGCAGGCGGAACUGGAUCUCAAGCUGGCCGGGAGUGAGAAAUCCCUGAAGAUAGAAUCGGAUCGCACCAGGGAGUUCGUCUGCAACCUCCACACCAUACUGUAUCUCAACGGGAAGUUGGGCCGUGAGAACAGCUCCGACAUGGAGGUGGUGCUAGCCGACCUGAUAUCCCACAUGGUGGCCAAUAUGCCGCCAUCGCUGGGCCUCCAAUUCAAGGAGGCCCUGGACUCUCUGGAUCCACUGCGUCAGCAGGUGGUGGCCAUGUUCAAGGCCACCCAAAAGACGGAACGCUUUCAAAUCACCCAACAGGCUCCGCUGCAAACGGAGGAUGGCAUCUACAACUUUGUGGUCGAGGCCCAGCCGGAUCCUCCAUGUUAA
Messenger RNA from Drosophila rhopaloa, 1729 nucleotides. Its product is annotated as protein lin-9 homolog. Gene Ontology annotation, molecular function: DNA binding. Lineage: Eukaryota; Metazoa; Arthropoda; Insecta; Diptera; Drosophilidae. Gene Ontology annotation, biological process: DNA-templated transcription; regulation of cell cycle; regulation of transcription by RNA polymerase II. Gene Ontology annotation, cellular component: nucleoplasm; transcription repressor complex. The record is from RefSeq and is a predicted model, not a curated record. The coding region runs from base 50 to 1729 and encodes 559 amino acids. The transcript is spliced from 3 exons.